Molecule: messenger RNA, 1666 nt
Organism: Pseudonaja textilis
Lineage: Eukaryota; Metazoa; Chordata; Lepidosauria; Squamata; Elapidae
Gene: GOLT1A
Product: golgi transport 1A
Biological process (GO): endoplasmic reticulum to Golgi vesicle-mediated transport; retrograde transport, endosome to Golgi
Cellular component (GO): membrane; endoplasmic reticulum
Source: RefSeq, a predicted model, not a curated record
CCUGAGCACCAAAAUCGUUUCCUUCCACUACAUUCCAGGUGAUCCUUGCUCUUCUCAAUCAGGCGAUCCCUUAAGAUUGCUAUGAUUCUUAUGGUAACAAUUUCAUCUAUUGUAGAAAUUGGUGUUGGGCUUGUUGGCUUUGGGAUGUUCUUCCUCCUGUUUGGUGUAUUGUUGUACAUGGAUUCAGUACUUCUGGCCUUUGGAAAUAUCUUGUUCCUGUGUGGCUUGGCUGUUAUAAUUGGAUUAAGAAGAACUUUUGGAUUCUUCUUCCAAAAGGAGAAGCUUAAGGGAACCAGUUUCUUUCUAGGAGGCAUAAUCAUUGUUCUGCUUCGGUGGCCUCUACUAGGCAUGCUGCUGGAGACUUAUGGUUUCAUUAAUCUCUUCAGGAGCUUUUUCCCAAUUGCUUUUGGAUUUCUGGGCUCACUGGUGAAUAUCUCAGUUUUGAACAAGCUGUUUCAGAAAUUUGGAGAUGCCAGCUCUGCAGUGUAACUUGAAUAAAUGACUUGUUAUCAGAGACAAGUUCCCUUCCUACAAGCACAAACAUUUUUUAUGAAUAGUCUGCUACCUCAAUAGUCCAUGUUAUUUAAUGCUGAUUUAAAUACUAUAUAUGAUCACUGUCAGAAAUCUACAAAGUAAUUGAUAGAAUCAUUCCUUGUAAGAGGUGUGAUUAUAAUGGAGUUUCCACCUUCUGGUGCUGGUUUAUACAUACUUGAUUGUGAAAAUGCUGUGUCAUUUAAACAUACAAAAACACACCCCAAUGAUCUUCAAUACCCUGAAGUAUCACACAUUGUAUCACAAGGAUUGACAGCAAUACAUCCAACACUUAGGAUGUGUCAACUCGGUUGCAGAAAUAUAUCUGAAUGGGAUCAUCAAUAUUCAAGCAAGGACUCCACAAAUUUAACUAUAAAAUUAAAAAGAAAAUAACUAAUACUUGCUUUUAUCUAAACUACAGAGAGAAGGAGAAUGGGAAACAGGGAGGUCCAUUUGUCUCUUAAAAUAUAAAGAUCCCCUUUAUUAAUAAUAGGCCAGGUGAAAAACCAGCACAGAGGCAGAAUAUGAAGAAUCUUUCCUUAGCCACUCACUUCUCUCUUGCUCUCUCUUCUCUUACUCCUAUAAUAUCAUUUCCAUUAGCAAUAAAAAUAGGCUGAUAGAUGCAAUGAGUAGCCUCUGACAAUACUGUCUCCAGACCAAUAAUUUAUAUUAUCUUCAGCACUUUAAAAUCUCUAUCCAAAAGAGACAAUAGAAUGAAAGUAGGGAAGGACUUGGACAGAUAAAAUUAGAAAUAGUACCCUUAGCAGAAAAUUUGUAAAAGUGGAGUAUAAUAGAAUGACGUUUAAAUAUGUCCAUUUCCCUGACAUAUUUUUGCUAUUCUUUUUUCUGUAGGAACAUUCAAUGGGAUAUAGUGGGUACAAAGAUUAUUUGGGGUUUCCUGUUUCAAAUCUUAUGACAAAAAUUAUGCAGGAGACAGUUUUUGUAUAAUGUAUAUUUUGCAAUACAUUCUAUGUAUCAAAACAAUAUUUGAUCUCCAGUGCAACUAUGUGAUCUUUGAUAUGAACUGAGUGGAACUGAAGAAGCUUCUGGUCUGGGAUGAGAAACUAAACAUUUUCAACAAAAGAACCAAGAAAGUCCAGUUGCCUUUUGAAAAGUAACUUUGGGACAAUCAUGA